This is a messenger RNA of Rubroshorea leprosula, 951 nucleotides long. The record is from the annotation of a GenBank genome assembly. NCBI's taxonomy places the organism in Eukaryota, Viridiplantae, Streptophyta, Magnoliopsida, Malvales, Dipterocarpaceae.
GGCCUUCACUCCUCCGUUUUUCACUUGAGUCCAUGCUCUGAAACUCUCAAAUGACUUCUUCAAUUGCGCUCUCUUUCCAGACCAGCUUGGUCUCUUCAUUUUUUGGAGAGAGAAAUGGAAUUUGUAUUUCCAGUAUUCCUGUGAAGUGUGUUGGUUUUCCAAGGAAGACCGUGGAAUGUAAGGAAUCUAGAAUAGGGAAGCAGCCAAUUCAAAUUCCUUCCAAUGUGACACUUACUUUGGAAGGUCAGAGUUUAAAAGUUAAGGGUCCUUUGGGGGAACUUUCACUGACUUAUCCACGAGAAGUGAAAGUUGAUAGGGAAGACUCAGGGAUCCUUAGGGUUAAAAAGGCAUUGGAGACAAGAAGAGCCAACCAAAUGCAUGGGCUUUUCAGGACUCUCACUGACAACAUGGUGGUUGGAGUAUCUAAGGGUUUCGACAAAAAACUUCAACUAGUUGGCGUUGGCUAUCGUGCAACAUUGGAAGGAAAAGACUUGGUGCUAAAUCUUGGAUUCUCUCAUCCAGUUAGGAUGGCAAUCCCGGAAGGCCUUAAAGUUAAGGUGGAAGAGAGCACCAAGAUUACUGUCGGUGGAUAUGACAAAAGUGCCAUCGGUCAAUUUGCAGCUUCCAUCAGAAAAUGGAGACCUCCAGAACCAUAUAAAGGGAAGGGUGUGAGGUAUGCGGAUGAGGUUGUCAGAAGAAAGGAAGGAAAAGCAGGGAAGAAGAAGUAAAUGGUAAUAUAUGCACCAUGUUCCUCAUUUAGGAUUAAUUUUGUGCUCGUAAAUGUGUGCAUAUCCUAGAAACAAAAAGUACUUGGACCGUUGUUAAAGCAAUUACUCACAAUUAAUGAUUAGUUGGUUCAUUUUUUUCCUGUUGCAACUUGUUCUUUGUUUCAAUAUGUGAGCUAAGUAACCAAAUUGCCAAAAGUUCACAGAAUAAUUCAUGCACAAGUCC